Vigna angularis (adzuki bean) is the source of this 1748-nucleotide messenger RNA. RefSeq names its product 4-coumarate--CoA ligase-like 9. NCBI's taxonomy places the organism in Eukaryota, Viridiplantae, Streptophyta, Magnoliopsida, Fabales, Fabaceae. The record is from RefSeq and is a predicted model, not a curated record. The transcript has 6 exons. Gene Ontology annotation, molecular function: CoA-ligase activity. The coding region runs from base 92 to 1714 and encodes 540 amino acids.
AUAAAACAAUAAAUUAAAGAGUAGAUGAAAACCACAAUUCUGUUCAGCAAAUAAUAGCAAGCUACGUUAAUAAGAAAAACACUCUCCAAAUAUGAACAAAAGAACAAGAAUAACAGAUCCCAAGAGCGGCUUCAACCGCGUUUCCAGAACCUUCCACAGCCUCAAACCACCAUUCCCCCUCCCUUCGCCCAAUGCUGCCGUCUCCGCCGUAUCAUACGCCCUCUCCCUCCGCCGUAACUCGCCGUUUCCAGACUCUGUCACUGCCAUCGUAGACGCCGCCACCGGCCGUAGUAUAUCCUACGAAGAACUCAUCCACCGUGCCGAAACCCUAGCCGCAAACCUCGCCACAGUUCUCAAACUCUCCAAAGGAGACGUCGCGUUCGUUCUCUCCCCAAACCUUAUCCAAGUUCCCAUCCUUUACUUCGCGCUCCUCUCCCUCGGCGUCAUCGUCUCCCCCGCGAAUCCUCUCUCCACGCGCUCCGAUCUCACGCACCUCUUCCACCUCAGCAAACCCACAAUCGUCUUCACAGCGACUUCAAUCGCGGAGCGCGAUUUUGGUGUCCGUACGGCCCUCCUCGACUCCCCCGAGUUCGACUCUCUCACUCGGACGAAGAUUCACAAUCCGAGUCCACUGGCAUCCCCUACGCGAGUGACUCAAUCUGACGUGGCAGCGAUUCUGUACUCCUCGGGGACGACGGGGAUGGUAAAGGGCGUGAUGCUCACGCACCGUAACUUAACAGCGUUAGCCGGGGGAUUCCACGCCGUUGGAGUGAAGAGAAAGGAGCCCGCGGUGUUCUUGUUCACGAUGCCGUUUUUCCACGUGUUCGGCUUCGCCUACAGCUUCAAGGCGAUGGUUCUGUCGGAGACGGUGGUGAUAAUGGAGAGAUUCAGUUUGAGGAGAAUGCUGAGCGCCGUUUCGAGGUUCCGGGUUACAAAUCUUGUGGUGGUGCCGUCGCUGUUGGUAGCUUUGACGAAGGAUAGUGUCACCCACGAGUACGAUUUGAGGACGUUAGAGGGGAUUGCAUGCGGCUCCGCUCCACUUGGAAAGGAAACCGCCGAGGCUUUCAAAGCCAAGUUCCCCAAUGUCGCAGUUCUCCAGGGAUAUGGUUUAACCGAAGCAGGUGGUGGGGUUGCCAGAACCUUUGUUGAAGAUGCUAAGCAAGUAGAAACAACAGGGAAACUGCUAUCGAGGGUGGAAGCCAAAAUUGUGAAUCCAGACACAGGAGAAGCCAUGUUUCCAGGUGAACAGGGAGAACUCUGGCUCAAAUCACCAACUAUUAUGAAAGGUUAUGUUAACGAGCCAGAAGCAACCUCAGCAACUUUGGUGAAUGGAUGGUUAAGGACUGGAGACCUUUGUUAUUUCGAUAAUGAUGGUUUGUUGUAUGUUGUUGAUAGGUUAAAGGAGUUGAUCAAAUACAAGGGCUACCAGGUUGCUCCAGCGGAGCUAGAAAAAUGGCUCCUGUCUCACCCAGACAUAAAUGAUGCUGCAGUUAUUCCAUACCCCGAUGAAGAAGCAGGGCAAGUUCCCAUGGCGAUCGUGGUAAGACAACCCCAAAGUUCCCUCACUGAAGCAGAAAUAAUCGAUUUUGUCGCCAAACAGGUUGCACCAUACAAGAAAAUAAGGCGCGUAGCAUUUGUGGACGCAAUACCGAAGAAUGCCUUGGGAAAGAUACUGAGGAGUGACUUGAAAAAACUUGCACCUUCUAGAUUAUAAUGCUUCAAUAACAAAAAACAAAAUAUUUUAACAG